CUUAAUUUUUUAAUGUUGUGUGCUGUGACGGUCUCACAGUUGUGUUGUAGUUUUGACAAACGGAAUGACGGAUGUACGGUGUGUUAUAUAUCUGAGAAAAAAAUUUACUGGAAAACAAUAAAAUGGGCUGUGAAUAAACUAUUUUUAUGUUAAAUGUGUGGUGUAAGCUUUUGUGUUUUGUCCAAAUUAUUUAAAUAUGUGUAAUGUACCGCCAAAGUUUUAUCAGUUGUGUCGGUUGUGUUUAUCUCACGAUAAGGAUAAUGCUUUAUUUAUCUUUGAUAAGGCGGCUAUGGAAAGAAAUAUUCUUAAGAAAAUCAUGACGUGUCUGUCAAUUCUGGUUUAUGAAAAAGACGAAUUGCCACAUGUAAUAUGUCUUAGCUGUACAGAACAAUUAGAAUGCUUGUAUAAAUUCCGUCAAUUGGCAAAAAAAACUGAAGACAUUCUACAUCAAUUUCUGGUUUACACCAAAGAACUAAAAGGAUCUGAAAAGGAAAAUAAGCAGCAAUCUGAAGAACUUCUUGAAAAUCUGACCACUUCCAUAAAUACUUUACCUCUUGAUUUUAAAAUAGAAAAACCAGUGAUACCUUUACAAAAAAAGGUUCCAAUCUCUCCUAGAGAACCAACAGAAGUAGUAGCAACAAAGCCAGUGGAAAUUAAAAAGGAACCUGUAUAUAAUGAUGAAGAAGACGUACCUCAUGAACCUAAGGAAUUUGAAAGUAGUAGUGGAAAUAUUGUUCCCAAAGUUGAAGUAAGUGAGACGCUUCUACCUCCUCAAGAUGUUUCUAUGGAUUUAUCCAAAGAUAAUACUGAAGAACAUCUGCGUGAACCGUUAAUAAAGGUAAAACCCCCCAGUGCUUUACAUUACACCCCCGAAAAUAGUAAUGUGGAGAUAUCAAAUAUUCCUAGGAUUAUAAGUCAAGAUUUCAGCCGGUUUGUAGAUAAUGACAAAAGUGACAAUACCAGUUCUAUUGAACCCACUGAUCUCUCGAAUAAGAAAACUGAAAAAUUAACAUGUGUGCCAGAAAUAAGUUACAUCAAAGAAGAAGCUGAUGCUGUUUCCCUUUCAAGCAAUAGCUCCGAUCCAGAACGAUUAGAGGUGGAUAUGUCUCAGGUAACCGAGGAGCAAAGCGAUUCAACAAAUAGCGCAACAUCUCCUAUUUCUGAGUCAGUGUUAAACCAAAAUGAAAUUGAUCCUUCAGUAUGGCAGACGCUUUCUCGAAAUGGUUAUAAUCCUCCUCUAAGUGGGGAAGCAAGCCAGUUACUGAGGAAGCUCAUAACCUGUCGAAAGUUAGGUAUGACCAUAACUCCAGCACAACCACAUGUUUUAAACUAUACUUUAUUUGAUGAGAGACAAGCACAAGCAGAUAGUAUUAAUCAAAAAAAUGCCUGUAGAAGAAAACAAAGCUAUCCUUCAAAAGCAACUGUUCCACCUGAAGGGGCACCGAUGGAACAAGAUAAUGAAGAAUAUGACUAUGGGCCUGAUAAUUCUCUUAUAUUAUGUAAUAUGGGAAAGGGAAAGAGAAUGGAAUUGAAACGAAUGGUAGCUAUAUCUUGUACAAAUUGUGGUACUCAGACGACGACGAUUUGGAGACGUAAUCUGAGAGGAGAGAUGGUAUGUAAUGCUUGUGGUCUUUAUUUCAAAUUACAUGGAAUUGACAGGCCUGUCACAAUGCGAAGAGACACAAUUCAUACACGACGUAGAAGGCCAAAAGCAGCAGAAUCAGAAAAACCUCCUCCCAAAGAAUAUACAGAACACAACCCAUUCAGUAAUCAUCCAGGACAAUUCAGAGGAAAAAUUGAUCAAUUCAGUCCAUUUAGUAAUCCUCCAGUUCACACAUACAAAGGAAAAAUUGUUAAAGGAUCUUCCAAAGAAAAAAGCAAUACAGAAUCAUCCGACACGGAAGAUAUGUUGAGUGCAUUGAGGCGUCAACUGCAACCUCAUUUGGUGAUGGCCUUACAAGGACAUCGAAAUAAUUUUAAUUCUAACUCGGACAGUAGUCCGAAGAUUCCGUCACGCGCACACAUACAGUUUCAGGGUCCACCUUUACCAAAUUUCUUGCCAUUAGAGAAAUCCAGUGGAGUCUCUACAAGGGAAGCCGUUUCCGAUGAAGACAGCAUAGCAGACCUACCGUUAAACCUUGUUUCAACACAUAUGACUGAGGGUGAAUUAAUUUAAAACAGUUUUCAUUAUUUACAGAUAAUUAGUUUUUACUAACAGUAUCCAGUGAUACCAGCUCUACUUAAUAGUAUUAGAUUUUUAAUGUAACCGUAACAUUGAGUUUUUUUACCAAAAUAAUAUUAAGGAACAGUUGUUAAAUGGAAAAAUUUGUACAUUGAAAAUGUGAAACUUUGGGGGAAAAGUUUGCUUAUAGCGACGUUGCCCGUCAAUGAACAUUUCUCCAAUUUGUGAUAAUUACGUAUUUAUCAUUGGUAUGACUGGCGGUCUUUGUAAAUUGUGUUUGCCAGCUGGAGAAUGAAUUGAUAAUUAAAUAAUUUUGUAACCAUGAAUUCAAAACCAUUAAGCAUUGAAUUAUUACAAUUUUAGCAACUGUAAGUUAUACAAUUCUUCAAAAAGCAAAUGUAAACCAGUAUCCAAAAGCUAAUAUUUUAGAGGUACUUAAACUAUCAAUUCAGAAUUCUCCUUUUUUUCUGUUGAAAAUUAUUUAAUUCAAAAAUAUUGAAUUUUAAAUGACACGAAAAUAUGGUGGAUAAAUUUGAAAAAUUCAGGACGCACUAUCUUAAGAUUUUUAGCACUUUUUUGAAGUUAGUGGUUAUACUUUUGAGGAACUUGUCGUUCACGAUGAAUUAAUGAAAAAUGUUGUCAGUGAGUUGAUAUUUCUCUAAAUAUUAAGUUUUUUAUUUUCCACUUGUUUUUGAAUAAGAACUUUCAAGUCACUCACCAAUUCCACCAUUUAAAUCACUUUGUAAAAAUUCAAGACUAUAUGUGCCAAACGAACUAAAUGAGUAAUGAAGAAUUGUCCUGAAAAGUCCUGUAUGUAUAUGACUUGAUUGGGUGUAGAUAUAGCUUAGGGAAUACAUUGUACUGCAACUUAAUGGUGUAUUGUGCUCCCUAUAAAAAGUAUUUUAAAGUUGUUAAAUAUUUAAGAAACAUUUUUGUUUAAAAUUGGGAGAGUAUAUAGGAAAGGAAACUUUCUGAAAAAUAUUGAUGGAUACAUAAGUUUUGAUGAUUUUUCAGAAAGUAAUAGAGAUAUAGAAUUCAUAUAUUAUGUAAAAAUACUUGUUUCUUAUUUUCCAGAUGACUAGUUUACUUAGGCCUGAAGAAAUUUGGUUCUGAAAUUUAUUUGCAUUCAUUAUUUAAAAUGUAAGUAAAUUAUUCAAUUUUAAGUAGAAGCUAUCAGUGUCGGUUACAUCACUGACUGAAAUUUGUAAAUCUAUACCAAAAAAGGCAAAAUUUAUAAUAAAAUAACCAUUUAUUUGAAAAAACGAACUAAUGGAAUUUGACUUUUAUAGCCUCUCUGUCGGCACACUCUUUAGUAAGUUUUCAAAAACUGGGAUAAUCACAUUCUGAUCAGACAAAAAGAUUUUAGAUUUUUUUUGGAAU
Molecule: messenger RNA, 3562 nt
Organism: Diorhabda sublineata
Lineage: Eukaryota; Metazoa; Arthropoda; Insecta; Coleoptera; Chrysomelidae
Gene: GATAd
Exons: 10
Coding region: 197-2176 (659 amino acids)
Biological process (GO): cell fate commitment; positive regulation of transcription by RNA polymerase II; negative regulation of transcription by RNA polymerase II
Cellular component (GO): nucleus
Molecular function (GO): DNA-binding transcription factor activity, RNA polymerase II-specific; zinc ion binding; RNA polymerase II cis-regulatory region sequence-specific DNA binding
Source: RefSeq, a predicted model, not a curated record